This is a messenger RNA of Naumovozyma castellii, 1392 nucleotides long. It is a transcript of the gene RKM2, whose product is annotated as protein-lysine N-methyltransferase. The transcript has a single exon. Lineage: Eukaryota; Fungi; Ascomycota; Saccharomycetes; Saccharomycetales; Saccharomycetaceae. Bases 1 to 1392 code for a protein of 463 amino acids. The record is from RefSeq and is a predicted model, not a curated record.
AUGGAGCAGAAGAUAACCUCAUUACUCAAUUGGUUGCAUACGUCACCAGAAUUCUACCUGAAUGAGAAUGUGACCAUUAAUGAAACGGAAGCCUCCGGAAGAGGUGUUGUACUUUGUAAGAAUAAACUAGUCAAGAAUGACUUGAUCAUAUCAGUCCCCACAACCCACCAGAUAAAUUUCCAUACCGUACUUUAUCAUAUUUCAAAGUUUAAUCCUGAUUUGUCCAUACCUAGUGUAACUGUAAAUGAGGGAAGCAUCGAUAUUGAUGACCCUAGAAAUGAGGCAUAUAGCAUUUUAGAGCAGGACUUCCUAUUAGAAUUAACAUCAUUUCAAUUAUUAUGUCUUUAUAUUAUUGCAGAAUGGAUUCUUUUACCAGUUUGGUCCAAUGAUGCAACGGUCUCCUACUGGAAACCAUUUUUUGAUGUAUUGCCAGCGAAAGAAGAAUUGAGAUCUAUACCUACUAAGUGGAAUCUAAUGGACGCAUCUCCGUACAAACCUUUAAUACCGUUUCUAUCUGAUGCAUCUUUUUCCCAUACUGAAAGAAUCAGUAAAUUAGUAAAAAACGAUUGGGAGAUCAUUGCACCUAUUUUGUUGACUUGGAACAAUAUGUUUAGCCACAAGGUGAAAGACGUACCUUCUAUGGAAGAACUAUAUUUGGAAUAUCUGCACGUAUAUUUUGUGAUAAAUUCGAGAUGUCUUUACUAUGAAAUUCCAAUAAAGAAAAAUAAAGAUAUAGCUAGCAACUUUACAUUAGUUCCUUAUGUCGAUUUUCUUAAUCAUGUACCAGAAGUAGGAGAACAUUGUUAUCCCAGUCUUACUACCACAAAGCAUGAAACUGAGCUGAAGGCAUUUACUAUCAGGUGUGGAGAGAAAGGGUAUAAUCAGGUUGGAGAGGAAAUAUUCCUAAAUUAUGGUGCUCAUUCCAAUGAUUUCUUAUCAAAUGAGUAUGGGUUCGUCUUAGAGAAUAAUGAAUGGAACUUUAUUGACGUUUCUGAGGAAAUUCUAGAAAUGACUGAAGGCAAUCUGGAAACUAUUUCUUUUUUGAAAGAAAAUGAAUAUUGGGGUGAUUAUACCAUAAAUUUUGAUGAUAUAAGUUAUAGAAUAUGGGUAACGAUGAGUCUAAUAGUUACAAAAGAUAUACGACGUGUGGAGAAAUUCAUACAGGGGUUCAUCUCGGAAGAUUUUUUCAGACCAAAGAUUCGUGAACCGUUAAUACACUUACUCUCCAGUCUGAAAAAAAAGUAUGAAGAAAGAAUAAUAAAUCUAACUCAAAUGCGUUUGCAUGAUAUCAAUGAUACAUGGUGUAUUGAUAAUCUCCUGAUAAUAUAUAAUGAUUAUCUUUACAUUCUUGAUCACCAUAUCAGUGCUUUGGGGGAAAUUAAUGAAAAGUAA